This is a messenger RNA of Sardina pilchardus (European sardine), 436 nucleotides long. Its product is annotated as EGF-like and EMI domain-containing protein 1. The record is from RefSeq and is a predicted model, not a curated record. The transcript has 4 exons. The coding region runs from base 63 to 353 and encodes 96 amino acids. Gene Ontology annotation, molecular function: protein binding. NCBI's taxonomy places the organism in Eukaryota, Metazoa, Chordata, Actinopteri, Clupeiformes, Clupeidae.
GCAUUUUAAUACUCAUCACUGGGAUCCAUGCAGUUAGUGCUCUUGGGAACCUCCAGCCAUCCAUGCCAAAUGUGUGUGUGGAGCAAGAGAGAAUCCUGAGGCAUGAGACACAACCUUGUGUGCAGACUUUCACCAGAAUGGUCAAAGUAUGGAAGCAGGGAUGCAUGGGGCAUCCCUGGUGUAUGAGCUACGAAAGGAGGACUGCAUACUAUAUUGCCUACCGGCAGGUGUACAGACAGGAGUAUCAGACAGUGUUCAAGUGCUGCUCAGGAUGGUCACAGCUCAAUGGAGAGACCGGAUGUCUGUACCUGUCUGUGUCAGUGGCCUUGGAGCGAGACGCUGUCUCCUUGUAGGCAUCAAAGGACUUAUCCCCCGUUACAGAUGAGACCUGGCCCCGGGCCCGGUGGUCAGAUUUUACGCUGGAGUGGCGUUGUAA